AAGAAAUAAUUUCCCAGGAGGGAGGCGCCUAAAAGUCAAGCCCAUUCACCCAUUCAGCCUACUUACUGUACAGGAAAACUUUGACUUCUGCGGAAAAACAAAACACGAGGCAUAGCGAUCACACUGGUGCAAGUAGCCGGUGCACUUAUAUUUGGCGUCGUCGCGAAGUGCGCUCUCUUUACCUGUCGACCGCAGUUACGUCGUGUUUACCUGGCCGUCACCUGUCAGGAAAAUCAGAUGAUAUAUAAUGGCACUCCCUUGCAAGAAUCCAGCUCCAGACCUGACAAAACCAGAUGGCAAUGAGCUUCAACUCAAAGUGGACUUCUUCAGAAAACUUGGCUACUCUUCAGAAGACGUGGAGGCUGCCCUGAGGAAGCUAGACCUAGACACUGACACCAACGCGGUCCUGGGAGAAUUGGUUCGGAUUGGGGCCCGGGCAGCCCCCUGCAUUUCAAAUUCAGAAAAUGAUGAGAGGAGCACAGGGUUCAAGAACUCUCUCCUGCCUCCCAGCUGGACCUCUGGACCUUCCAGAAACACGCCAGAAGCUGUGCACAAGAAACAUACAGAUGAGGAUCUUAGGCCUAUUGUUAUUGAUGGCAGCAAUGUGGCCAUGAGUCAUGGCAACAAAGAGAUCUUCUCGUGUAGAGGCAUCCAGCUGGCAGUGAACUUUUUCCUGGACAGAGGUCAUAAUGAUAUAAAAGUGUUUGUUCCCACCUGGCGCAAAGAGCAACCCCGGGCUGUUGCCCCCAUUACUGAUCAACGCAUCUUGACAGAGCUUGAAAACCGUGGCAUCCUUGUCUUCACUCCUUCUCGUCAUGUCAGGGGCAAGCGAGUGGUUUGUUAUGAUGAUCGCUACAUUGUCCAGGUAGCGUCCGAGUCCGAGGCCGUGAUUGUAUCCAAUGACACCUAUCGUGACCUCCAAGGAGAAAAACCGGAGUGGAAAAAGUGCAUUGAAGAGAGGCUUCUGAUGUACUCAUUUGUGAAUGACAGAUUCAUGCCCCCAGAUGACCCUCUUGGUCGCCAUGGCCCCACUCUUGACAACUUCCUCAGAAAAAAGCCCCUGCCUAUAGAACAGAAGAGACAACUUUGUCCCUACGACAAAAAGUGCACUUACGGCAUCAAAUGCAAGUUCUAUCACCCAGAGCGGACCAACCAGUCUUACAUGUCUGUGGCUGAUGAACUGAGAGAAAAAGCCCAGAUUUCCUCAAAUGAACCAAGUGCCCGAUCAUCACCAAAGUUCUAUUUGGGAGAUGCAGAUCCUGUCAAAAACAUCCAGGUUAGUGAAAAUGUCCUCUUGUACAGAGACUCUCAUGGGAGCAGUCAGAAUCACAUACAACUUAGUGGGGAGCACAGUCAGAGUGAGUGGGCAGGGCAACCUCAGCUCAUGCACAGUCAUUACUAUGCCAACGGCUCUCAGGAGUACCUGGACUCUGGCCUGGGCUCUUACGACAGCCAUAGCAACUCCCACCGGCUCUGGUCCCAACAACAAAGCAUGGCCGCAUCUGGAUCCAGACAUGCCUCUGUGCAGGAGAAAAACUUCUGUUCUUUCAUGCUUCCCUUAUCCACUGGACAGCAGCCUGCCAGAAACAUGGAGGAACAUCCCAAAUACAACUCCUUUGCUUAUCCGUGCAGUAUUCCAAAUAAAGGCAGCCUACCAGUCCAUCUUCAGUACAGCAGAGCACCUCAUCCUGACCAGAAUUAUUGGUCUGAUCCGUACAGUUGCAUGCCACAAGCGAGGACAAGUAACCCAGGCACAGCUCAUUCCCUUCACCCCAGCAGCCCUUACAGUCACCCCCAGUACCACCUAAGGCCACCGCCAGCUUCCACUGAUGACCCAAAGAUGGAACUACGCAGUCGGUUACAAGCCAUUUUUAACCCCAAAGAUGUCGAUAUUGUUAUGAACAUGUUCCCAAAUCUAAUGGACCCUGAAAUACUGGCAGGAGAGAUAUUGAAAGUGAAGAAUCAGAAGGGAAUUUUCCAAUAAGGAACACUGAUUGUAUAAUUAUUACCGUCUGUAUUACAUUAGCACAGAUUUGAAUAAAGAAUUGGCAAUAUGUUUUGUAUCAAAUGCUGAUGUAUUUAUUCAGAUUUGAGACCACUAUGCAUGCAUAUGAGCCUUGUGACAAGAUUUUUUUAUUGUUUUGUUUUUAAUACAGAACAAUUUAUGUGAAAAUGGUCGUAUGGCCCUAGUGUCAAAUGUAAGAUGGAGUGUGUUUUAAUUCCAACAAUUCUCUAGAAGCGUGUUUCUAGAGCGUGUACUGUUGAUACAUAUUGUGUCAGGUUGUUAUUGAUGGAAGUUCUCAUGAUGACUAUGAGUAUUAUUGAUCUGUUUUAGUGAUUUUUUUACCAUAUAUUGUCAGCCUUAAUUUAAUUCUAAAUAAAGGCUGCCAAGUUAUGACUCAAUAUUACAUUCAUGACAGAAUGCAAAAUAAAUUCUUCAAGGAAGUAGCGCAGUUUUACCAGAAUCCAAAACUGAUAUGGUCUUUGUCCUUUCUCUUGUACCAGGAACAAGAUUUAGUUUCACAACAUGCUCCCAUAAAAGGUUGUGCAUACACAGGUAUUUGUGUGACCAUGGUACUACAUGUCUAAAAACAAAUAAUUAUGAACUUUGUAAUGGAUUUUAGUUUUCAAACUAUAAAUGUAAUCAAUGAAUGUAAUGUAAAUAUAAUUUAAAUAAAACAAAUAAAUACAUU
Boleophthalmus pectinirostris (great blue-spotted mudskipper) is the source of this 2693-nucleotide messenger RNA. RefSeq names its product endoribonuclease ZC3H12A (gene zc3h12aa). Bases 248 to 1984 code for a protein of 578 amino acids. Lineage: Eukaryota; Metazoa; Chordata; Actinopteri; Gobiiformes; Gobiidae. The record is from RefSeq and is a predicted model, not a curated record. The transcript is spliced from 6 exons. Gene Ontology annotation, molecular function: metal ion binding; mRNA binding; RNA endonuclease activity. Gene Ontology annotation, biological process: 3'-UTR-mediated mRNA destabilization; nuclear-transcribed mRNA catabolic process, RNase MRP-dependent. Gene Ontology annotation, cellular component: nucleus; cytoplasmic ribonucleoprotein granule.